GACGGAGGAGAAGGCCCGGGACCCGGAGUUGAAACGAAGUCGGAACCAAAGGGAUCCGGCGGAUAACGGUCCGACGAAAAAGGGUCGGGCAAAAUGGUGUCAGGCGGAAAGGGUUCGGGCAGAAAGGGGUCGGGCGGGAAAGGGUCACGCGGAAAGCACAGAGCGUACACUACACGCGAGCGUAGGGGAACCGAGAGCCACUUCGAUGGCAGGCGAGACUCCGACAUGCGAGACGAGACCGCCAUGGUGUCUUGUCAAGUGCGAGUACAUUUGCACUUGUCUGCAAGGACUUUGUUUCCUGAAGACGAGGAGCGUGGCGAAGUCGGAAUACAUUCGCAGUUCCUGAGGUCCGCCACCAGUGCGCCUAACGCUACCGUACUGCGGGGCAAAGAAAUGGGGAGGUUUGGGUCCCCGCGUCUUGAGUUGGACACAGUGUUUCCCUGCUCUCCACCGUUCUCUCCUGCCCAGACUCGAGACUGCCCGUCUUCCAAAGUGCCGGAAGGGCCCGCUGUAGGAGUCUUGGAAACCGGGGAUAGCGAGUAUGCUUGGAGUGCUUCGGAGGGUGCGUCCUCCAAUCUUAGGGGCAAGAGUACAGCAGAUCCGGGGGAAGACGGGCUGCCACAGGAAGCGCAUGCCAUGCGCCGGGAAGAGGAAACUCCACAUUGGCCACCUCGCAGGGUGGUGGACGGUCUCAACGCAGGAGUGUUGGAGACCGAGGCCAGCGAUCAUCCAAGUCGUCCUCUGGAGGGUGCAUCCGUCGACUUGGAAAGCAAGAGUACAACACGUCCGGGGGAAGGGAAGCUGUCACAGGAGGCGCAUGCAGUGCAUCGGGAAGAGGAGACUCAACACUGGUCGCCUAACAAAGUGCAGGAGGGGCUCGGUGCAGGAGUGGUGGAGACCAACGAUGGAGAGCGUCAAUGUCAUGCUUCAGAGGCCGGUGAGGCUUCUGGAGAGAAACGAUCAAACGCGGGGGAAUCAGACGGCUCCGGAGGUAAAGGGUCCGGCGAAGAGGGUUCGGGCGGAAAGGGGUCGGGCGGCACUGGAAGCCACUGCGAAGGGAGUCCAGCUUCCGACACACAAGGCGACGCCGCCCUGCGGUCUUAUCAAGUGCGAGUAGAUUCGCACUUGUCUUCGAGGACUUUGUGUCGUGAUGUUGAGGACAACACCUUGCUCUUGCACCUCUUGGAAGAAGGUGAACGUCUUCAGAGCACAAUGACAUCUGUUGAGGGGCCCGCUGCAGGAGUUUUGAAGACAGGGGCUAGCGGGUGUGAAGGUCGUGCUUCGGAGGAGACGCAUGCUGUGCAGCGGGGUGAAGAGCUUCUCCAAGGCUCGUCGGCAAGUACCUUCAGCAUCAGAGACACCGACGUGGUUUUGCACACUAGGGCGCCACAGACCACGCAAGAGGGUGGCGUUGAGGGAUGUCAGCGGACGUCUGUGGAAGGCAAAGAGCGUGAGGAUUAGGAGGGUGAAGAAGAACCUGUGGUGGAAACUCGCUCUCACUACGAUGAGGAAGGCGAAGAAGCCGUGGGGGAAGCUCAACUUUUUGUCGAUGAGGUGUCGGCUCGGCUUCACGACGAUGACGAGGGCGACGAACCGGCAGGGAAACUCAACUUUUCCGCGCUGAGGUGCCGGUUUCCGUUCGGAUGGGUUCGGAGCGCGAAGGUCAUGAUUCUCCUUCCACCCGCUGCGGUGAGGAACAAGGUGAUCAAGCGACUGCCCUCAGUUCCGGUCAGGAGAUGGUGGUUCACGAAACCGUUCAGUUGGAUAGCGACUCAGCUGCCAUCGAGCUAGUUAACGACUCCGCGAACGUUGCGACAGUUGCGCGACAGAAGGCUGGUUCGCGUCGAAGGACUCCCGAACACGGUAAAAUUUUUGAACAGUAGCGCUCCCACGUUUGUGGUUGUUCAACUCUGUGGUCAUCCAGAUUCGAAUCAUGGUCUCAUGUGGCUAUUACCGCUUGUUGAAUAAACGCUUUGGGUUGUG
Messenger RNA from Chara braunii, 1983 nucleotides. The record is from the annotation of a GenBank genome assembly. NCBI's taxonomy places the organism in Eukaryota, Viridiplantae, Streptophyta, Charophyceae, Charales, Characeae.